Molecule: messenger RNA, 2353 nt
Organism: Camellia sinensis
Lineage: Eukaryota; Viridiplantae; Streptophyta; Magnoliopsida; Ericales; Theaceae
Product: disease resistance RPP13-like protein 4
Biological process (GO): defense response to other organism
Source: RefSeq, a predicted model, not a curated record
CUUCUGCACCUUUACUUCAGUCUCUCUCUCUCUCUCUCUCUCUCACACUUCGUCUCUCUCUUAUGGUGUCACAACGUUUCUUCUCUCGCAUUUGCGCCUCUUUCUCUUGAUCCAUCUCUCUCUAUGAAACCCUGACGAUCAAAGAAAAAAUGUGUUCACUCUCUCUCUAUUAACUCUAGCGAAGACUUCAACACGACCUUUUGGCAGUGAAAGCCAUGGGCAGCAGUAUCUCCCAACCAAAUCCACUUGACAACCACCACCACAAAGCUACCACCGCCACAAACAACGAUUACUACCACGUUGGAGAUCCUGCGCUCGCUAACGUGAUUGGUCGAGAUCUUAUUUACAUGAAAGAGGCCAUGGUAAAGGUUCAGAAGUAUGUAGAUCGUAUGAAUGUCCAAAUCGACCAGGCCAGUCAGAAAUUUGAGCAGCUCAAAACAGGAGGAGGAGAAGAACUUAGUGAACUGAAAGUGGCAGUCAAGAAACUGAAAUCCCAAAUUCCAUCAAAGCUGAUUAUGAAAACCGAUUACGAUGAUGAUUCCAAACCACGUCGGAAUCCAUGGUUUGAUGGAUCCAUUAACCGUAGCAUCAACAACUACGAAGUCGAUAUCAACAAGGCCGGCCAUUCGCAGAGCUUGUACAAGGUGCCAAAGUUCGAUCAUAUCAAGGAAUCUUUCGAUGCCCUCCGAGACAAACUAAAAAAUUGUUUGAAAUGUUUCUUGAUGUUCCCAGAAAUGGUUGUUAUAAAGAAAAGGGUUAUGAUUUACUGGUGGAUUGGAGAGGGACUUGUAUCCGCAACAGUCUCAACCUCACCGGGCAGAGAAAUUGUGUUGGUGAAGACGGCAGAGGAAUUUAGCAAUGAGUUAUUGGAUGAGUUUACUACAAAGGGCUUUAUCGAGCCUAUCCACAAAAAUCGUGGCUUGGCCGUCGAUAGCUACAGAAUGCACCCUUCCAUUCAUUCUGCGUUAAACCAGUUUUGCCUUAAAGUAGUGUGUUCUAUGGAUACGAAUAAUCGAAUUUAUACUCCAUCUGCUUUGCAUGAAUGCUUCCUCAAUGUUGAUGAGGCCAUUAUUGAUGACAGGUUUGAAUGGUUUUCCAAGUUCAUCUAUUUCAGAAUUGUUUACUUGGGAAGGUGGCAAAACUCGGUCACUAGUCACAUUGAAGUCACAGAUACCAAAAUUCUCAAUGCACUCAAGAAUAUGAAACGGGUAAGAUUUCUUAGCCUUCGAGGAAUUUCUUUGAUUACAGAGCUUUCUCAGUGUAUUUCACAGAUGACUAAUCUCCGGAUCCUAGAUCUCAAAGCUUGUCACAAUCUUGAGGUUGUUCCCGAUUGGAUUGGCUUACUUAAGAAUUUGACACACUUAGACAUAUCUGAGUGUUACUUUUUAAAUCACAUGCCCAAGGGCCUUGGUUCACUAUCAGAACUCGAAGUUCUUAAGGGAUUUAUCAUUGGUGAUUCCGAGGAUAAAAACUCAUGUACUAUCGAUGAUUUGACAAAACUAUCAAAGUUGAGAAAAUUAAGCCUACACACCAAUAUGAAAGAAUUCCCAACAAGUAAGCAGCUCCGUUAUUUACAAAGAUUAAAAACUUUACAAAAGUUAAAAAUAUCCUGGAGAGGAUGCGUUUUACAAGGCAAAACAAACAACACACCUAAGCAAGCACAACCACAACCACAACCACAUCCACGUGCCAAUCUAACAAGAGCACUGAUAGGAUCGUUCACCGAGCAGCAUGAUUUGGAACUUCCUAUCCAUAUGGAACUUCCUUCAUCAUUACAAAAACUAGAGCUUGAGUGUUUCCCCGAAAUGGUUACACCCAGUUGGUUGUCAUCUGGCAAUCUGAAGAACUUGAAGAAACUCCACAUUAGAGGAGGACUAUUGUGUAAUCUAGACCAAAUAGCAACUACCACAAUUGAGAUGUUGCAAUUGAAGUACUUGAGUGACUUCCAAAUGCAGUGGAUGGACCUUAGGAGAUUAUUUCCCAAGUUGAUCUACUUCGAGAAAGUAGAAUGUCCCGGUCUCAUUUAUUUCCCAUGUGAUGAGCAUGGUGUUUGGAUGAACGGAGCAAAACACACAAAAUCAAGAAAUGGCAUUGUGAAUUUGAGGUGAAGUAGCAGCUUACAAUGGGGAAGGUUAUUUCGAAGACAAUCAAGAUGAAGUUUUAGAGCCGUGGUUCACUUGAAAAUUUGGACUAGUAGUUUGUUUUUGUUUUCUCUCUCCUUUUAUCUUUUGGUUUGACAGUGUUUUGUAAACCUCUAGUAGAACUCAAAUCAGUUAUCUAUGUUAUAACUCUGCUUAUAUGUGUAUAUUAAAAUAUUGUGGUUAUCUCUUUUGUUUGAGUUGCACUUUAUAUA